AUGCAUGCGAUUGAGCCUCGGGGCUUGAGUGGAGGAUUGUGUUUAUUCUGGAAGGAGAUGUCACAGGUUGUAUUACUUAAGUAUGCUGAUUUUUUUAUUGAGGUUGUGAUCAAGGAUGAGGAGAAUGGUGCCAAGUGGUGCUUCUUUGCAGUGUAUGCAAGUAUUGAUGAGCGAGUACGGAGAUCACAAUGGCAAAUAUUACAAGAUAGGAUGGCCCAGUGUCAGGAGGCUUGCUUACUUAUGGGAGAUUUCAAUGAUAUUAUGGACGUAUCUGAGAAGCGUGGGGGUUUGCCACGAACGGAACGAAGCUUGUAUGAUUUUUCCACAUUUGCAGUGAAUAGUCACCUGUUGGAUUUGGGAUAUGUGGGUCAUCCGUUUACUUGGAGGAACAAGCGGCAGGAGGGAGGCAUAAUGAAACGCUUGGAUAGGGGUUUUGGGAAUGAUCAAUGGGUUACACUGUAUCCAGCUGCUACAGUACAUCAUGUGGUGGUGCCUGGCUCUGACCAUGUGCUGCUCUUACUACAAACCCAAGGUCCAGGUAGGAAAUGGCGUAAAAGAUUUAUUUUUGAUCCUCGCUGGGGGGAUUCAGAGGGGUGCCGAAAAGUGGUAGAAGUGAGAUGGUGCAGACAGUUUCCAGGGUCAAGGGGGCUACAGAUUUCGGGGAAAUUAUGCUGGGUUAGGAAGGGGAUUUUGGAUUGGAGAAGAAGUGAAUGGAGAAGUUCCAAGGCUACUAUUGCUCUCUUACAGCAACAACUCAAAGCUACUUAUCUGGCUCCUGACUUUGAUCGUGAUGAGGUCUUGCAGUUGGAAAGUAGCCUUAAAGAGGCGUUCCGGGAGGAAGAGGUAUAUUGGAAGCUUAAAUCUCGAGUCCAAUGGCUUAAUGAAGGAGAAAAGAACACAAAUUUUUUUCAUUCUAAGACGCUUGCUCGUCGUCGUGCAAAUAGGAUGGUGGGUUUAGAAGAUUCUGCAGGACGGUGGUGUACGGAUGAUAGUGAAUUUAAACCACUAAUCAUUUCCUAUUUUCAGGAGAUUUUUACCACGUGUUCCCCUUCGAAUAUAGAGUACAUUACUGAUUGUGUUCAGCCACGGGUGAGCAUGCAGCAGAGCUUGACACGGCAAAUCUCAUCUGAAGAGAUUUGGCUAGCAGUGAAAUCCUUGAACCCUACAAAGUCGCCGGGUCCAGAUGGAUUUAUGGGGAAAUUCUUCCAACAGUAUUGGGAUGUGGUUGGUGAGGAUAUCAGUGGAAUGGUCAAGAGUUUUUUCACUCCGAGAAGCUUCAUAGAACUCUUAAUCAUACGCAUCUCGUCUUGA
Molecule: messenger RNA, 1311 nt
Organism: Prunus armeniaca (apricot)
Lineage: Eukaryota; Viridiplantae; Streptophyta; Magnoliopsida; Rosales; Rosaceae
Source: the annotation of a GenBank genome assembly